This is a messenger RNA of Egretta garzetta (little egret), 4009 nucleotides long. It is a transcript of the gene RNF13, whose product is annotated as ring finger protein 13. Gene Ontology annotation, molecular function: ubiquitin protein ligase activity. The transcript has 11 exons. Gene Ontology annotation, cellular component: nucleoplasm; cytoplasm. Gene Ontology annotation, biological process: ubiquitin-dependent protein catabolic process; positive regulation of DNA-templated transcription; protein ubiquitination. Bases 380 to 1525 code for a protein of 381 amino acids. Lineage: Eukaryota; Metazoa; Chordata; Aves; Pelecaniformes; Ardeidae. The record is from RefSeq and is a predicted model, not a curated record.
CGCUUCUAGACCGCCGAAAACUAAAUCCGUGCUCCGGCAUUUCACAGUUCUGGCUGCUGUGUGGUUCCUCUAAGGCUGGUUGUGCACUGAGAUACUGGUUAUGCUUGGCAGAUAACGAAUGGCACGGAGUCUGGCUGGCUGGUAACCAAAUUGCUAGUACGAAAACAAAUUGAGAGGAAUGGUUUCUGCAUCUUACCAGACCUGAACGCUGAAUUGCCCUUGUGUGCAUUAGUUUUCAGUUCUGUGGAUAGAUCUUAGAUGGAGAUUCAGAUUGGGACUUUCAUUGGUGCCAGAUAAAUAAUUAUUUGGAAGAGGCAAGCAAGUGGAAAGUAAUCUGUAACCCCUUUCAAAGAAUACUGAAUUUCUAAGGUAUUAAAAUAUGCUGUUGUCAAUAGGAAUGCUGAUGUUGUCUGCCACUCAGAUAUACACCAUUUUGACUGUUCAGUUAUUUGCUUUCCUGAAUCUUUUACCCGUGGAGGCAGAUAUUUUAGCAUAUAACCUUGAAAAUGGAACCCAGACCUUUGAUGAUCUACCUGCUAGAUUUGGCUACAGACUUCCAGCAGAAGGCUUGAAGGGAUUCUUAAUAAAUUCAAAACCAGAGAAUGCAUGUGAGCCUAUAGCACCACCUCCGCUGAAAGACAACUCGUCCAGUGCUUUUAUUGUGUUAAUUCGAAGGCUUGAGUGCAACUUUGAUGUCAAGGUUUUAAAUGCACAGAGAGCUGGAUACAAGGCAGCUAUAGUUCACAAUGUUGAUUCUGAUGACCUCAUAAGCAUGGGAUCCAACGACAUUGAAGUUUUAAAGAAGAUUGUCAUUCCUUCUGUCUUUAUUGGCGAGACAUCAGCUAAUUCUCUUAAAGAAGAAUUUACUUAUGAAAAGGGUGGCCAUGUUGUGUUAAUUCCAGAGUUCAGUCUUCCUUUGGAGUACUACUUAAUCCCUUUCCUAAUAAUAGUAGGGAUCUGUCUUAUUCUCAUCGUCAUAUUUAUGAUCACAAAAUUCGUGCAAGACAGACACAGAGCAAGACGGAAUCGGCUUAGGAAGGAUCAGCUUAAGAAAAUUCCUGUACAUAAAUUUAAGAAAGGAGAUGAAUAUGAUGUGUGUGCCAUUUGUCUGGAUGAAUAUGAGGAUGGAGACAAGCUCAGAAUCCUUCCAUGUUCUCAUGCAUAUCACUGCAAGUGUGUGGACCCGUGGCUGACAAAAACAAAAAAAACAUGUCCUGUGUGUAAGCAGAAAGUGGUCCCUUCUCAGGGGGACUCUGACUCCGAAACAGACAGUAGUCAAGAAGAGAAUGAAGUGUCUGAAAAUACUCCUUUGCUUAGACCAUUAGCCUCAGUUAGUACCCAGUCAUUCGGGGCUUUGUCAGAAUCUCAUUCCCAUCAGAACAUGACCGAGUCCUCAGAAUAUGAGGAGGAUGACAAUGACAAUAUCGAUAGCAGUGAUGCAGAAAACGGAAUAAACGAAGAAAGCGUAGUGGUUCAACUACAGCCCAAUGACGAAAGGGAGUACAGAGUGGCAAAUACUGUUUGAGACUACUAAUGAUGAGUUAGCGUAUGAACAAAAGAGUUCUUAAGGCUAUACUUUACAAACCUUUACGUAGGGAAUAUAUUUUAAUCUGUAAUCUGUUUGGUUUCUUCAAUAGGAGCAGCAGUUCAUGUAGUAGUACUAUGGUUAAAUCAUUACAGAUAGUUUUAUUUUUGAUUCAGGUAUUCAGUCACACAUUCUGUCUUCUCAAAAUGAACAGUUUAACUGGACUUCACAAUGCUAAUGGAUAAUGUUAAUAGUUUAUAUCAAUAGAAAUAUCACACAGACUUUAAAUGUAUCUUGUUGAAAUGGGAUUUAUCUGGAAGUCUUUUUUUUUUUUUCCAUUUUGUAGCUACAACUGGGUCAUACUGAUAGCAAUAUUUAUUACAUGUAUGGUAUGUGUUACCCUUUAAGCCCAACAAAAAAAUGUAUUUGCAUGUUUGUAUAGAGUUUUCCUAAAAACCGUCACCGCUACUGAAAGAAAAAUGUAGAACAGAUCAAUAUUCUAUAUGCUGGUGUAUCAAAACAGAGCAGAAGAAAUUCCACUUUUAUCUCAAAGCAGCGAUUCCAAAUAAUCCUUUGGAGUUUGCCACAGUAGCUGAAUUUAAGUAGAUCCAUCGAGCAAUUCCUAGGAUAAGGAAACUUAGAAUAUAUGUUGAGUUUUGAGCAAUUCACAAGGCAAGAUCCACCAUAAACACAUUCAUUAUUCCUACUUGCUGCUAUGAUGUAGUCUGGUUUCCAGUGAUGAUGUGGGAGUUGGGGGGGAGGAGAGGGGUAUGUGACCAAAACAGAGGUUUUGUUCCACAUAGAAAAAUAAUUUUAGGUAAGUAUUCUAUUGAUCCUCAACUCAUAUACCUCUUACUAAAGAGCAUUUUAUGCUGCAUUAGUCUGCUAAACUAUGUAUAUGGAAAAAUUGUUCUUUUCAAAUACCUAAUUUGAAAACAAGUGCUUAUAACUGUUUAACAGAACUCAGUACUUACCAGUGUAUCAUGAAAAAAGUAAAAGCUAUAUAAUACCUCUGUAACUAUGUAGAAAGUAAAAACAUACAUAUAAUCGAAAUGCAGAGAUUUUUUUUAUAUGGCCUUGAAUAAGGAAAGCUUGAAAGAAUGUUAAUAAACAUGUUUUCCACUUUAAGUAUCAGAAGGAAUUUAUUGAACUUCAGCAUUACUUGCGUUCAUUGUGUACUCUCUGACAUUUGUUACUAAGGUUAAAGUAUUUUUAAAGAUGCAGACCAUGCAACUGUUGGGAUUCCUUAGUAAACAUUAACCCACAUUGUGCUGCGUAUCACAGUACAAAGUGCUGUACUGAUGAGUACUGUAUGCAGGAGGGACUAAGUUACAGAGAGAAACUUAAUUUUUGUUCAGUUCUAGUUUGAGGAGAAGUUUGAAUGAGUCUGGGUCUGUACAUGUAACUUGUAUGGGGAGAGGGAAGGAGGACUGGAGUGCUAUUGGUAUUUCCUGCCCACCCGCCAACACCUCCAGAGCUGCAGCCUGUGAGCCCGUGUUCGGGAAGUCAGAAAACCAAGUCCUGGACUGAGGCGAUGACAGGUGAGGCGUUCCUGUUUGUGAUUUCUGACCCAAUACACAGCACAGCUACACCCUCCUUGCUUCAGCCUGGCAAUGGAAAUCAAUUCUCUGGGACUGGCUAAGAGCAGAGGAAGUUUAUUUUGCAGAAUGAGGCGUGGUAAAAGGAUAAUAAUGAAAGAACGAUUCAUCUUCACACCACUGCUGCCAGCAAUCCAUGGGGUUAGUGACAAACAACGUAUUACUGUAUUUUCACCGUGUAAAAUUCCACUUCAGCUCACAUAUGUCUAGUUAAGUCCAAAUGUGAAAACUGGUUUCUGAAAACUUACUAAGCUGGAAGAUGUUUCUUAAAAUAAGUUCCCGCUGUUAUGUUAUGAGUGUAUGUGUUUAUUCAUAAUUGUAUUUUGGGCACCCCAAAACCUGAAGGGAUCCAAACCCACGAACUGAAGUAAACUUUAAUAUACGCUGUAUGUAACUCCAGUAUUUGCUGCAAUGACAAAAAGUAAAAUGACACGCUUUUUACCAGUUUCUCACCUGUUCUCCAUGCUAUACAGAACAAAUGGGUGCAGCAAAGGAUCUUCUGUUUCCAUCCCAAAUAUACUGUAUUUUUUUUAAACUGUUCCAUUUUCUAAAUUUCCUAAUGGUAUUAAUGUAAACUUUAUUUCAGUGGGCCUUCCUUGGUGGUAAAUGUUGUAGCGGUACUGCCCCUGCCAUACCUCCCUUGUGCCACAGAUAGAGUUUACUUGUCACUUGCCAUUGCCAGCGAGAAUGAAAAUGAAAGAAGGAAUAGCACUUUAUUAGAAAUACUUCGGAAGGUCAAGUAUCUCUUAGCAUCUCUAAGUAGAAUUCACGUAUUUUUUUCCUGGGGCUAUGACCUACUACAUUACCUAGAUGACGUAGCACCAUUUCCUCACCAUAUACUGUGAACAACUGACUCCUGGGGCUUUUUGCUUCUGUGAAUUCUCUU